Messenger RNA from Haemonchus placei, 466 nucleotides. NCBI's taxonomy places the organism in Eukaryota, Metazoa, Nematoda, Chromadorea, Rhabditida, Trichostrongylidae. The record is from the annotation of a GenBank genome assembly.
UCAGUUAUUCUUCACCAUACACUAUUUUCAGGAGUUCACACUUGAAGCCGUCCCAAAAAAUCAAUACGGGCUAUUCUACAGUGAUGACACCUACAUUGUGCUGAAUUCAACGGACAGUGGAUGGGAUGUUCAUUUUUGGAUUGGUAAAACUGCUUCACAGGAUGAAAGGGGAACGGCCGCCAUUAAAACAGUGGAAAUCGAUCAAGCCCUCAAUGGCCUUCCAGUUCAACACAGAGAAGUGCAAAACCACGAAUCACCACUGUUUAUAUCAUAUUUUCCGAAUGGCAUCAGGUAUUUGGCCGGUGGCUACAAAACUGGAUUCCAUCAUGUGGAAGAGGAAAAUUUCGAGGAUUGGCAGCCACGCCUAUUUCAUUGCAAAGGAAAAAGGAACGUUCGUUGUUACCAGGUAAAUCAUCAUAUAGCAGAUAUCUCGUUGUUUUUCUUUCAACGUGUUACGAAUCUCUAA